UCUCCUCCCACUCGCUUUGUUUCUUGCUGUUGGACGUGACUGCAUCUGUAUGAACGUUCGCUUUAAAUCAUGGCUAUUGUGUAAAUGUGGGGAGAAAAAAAUAGCGUCUCCGUAUAUGACUUAUCCGUGCCAUAUGAUCUCAAGUAAGAUCGAGAGCUGCCUUUAGUUUAAAAUUAAUCAAGGAUUUACUGGUUUUAUUCGCCGCUGGCUGGGCGAUGAAAAUGGACCAGGCGGCGAGCCGCUACCAAGUGUUGCACAAUGAGGACGAGCCCUCUGAAGGGGCCGCAGGUGCCGAGCCGUCCACAUCCUCCCAGGCCGCUGCCGCUGUCGUAGGCAUCAGCAACCCCGCAAUGGAUGCGGAAGCUCCGCCUCCUCCUUAUACCAGCGUGGUGCUUGGAGCAACAGCUGCACCAGAGAGCACAUUUCCGGGGGACUUUCCCGUUCCUCCACCAUACAGCGUUGCCACGUCUCUGCCCACUUACGAUGAGGCAGAGAAGGCCAAAGCGGCAGCCAUGGCUGCCUCAGCAGUGGAGGUCAUUCCACGAGAUGAGGAUUUUCCGGUUCGGGAUGACUUAAGUGAUGCUGAUCAGCUGAGGGUGGGAAAUGAUGGAAUCUUUAUGCUGGCCUUCUUCAUGGCCUUUCUGUUCAACUGGAUUGGGUUUUGCUUGUCUUUCUGUUUGACCAACACCAUUGCAGGCCGAUAUGGUGCCAUCUGCGGCUUUGGUCUCUCUCUUAUCAAAUGGAUCCUCAUUGUGCGGUUUUCAGAUUACUUUACUGGAUACUUCAAUGGGCAGUACUGGCUCUGGUGGAUUUUCCUUGUUCUUGGACUCCUGCUGUUCUUCAGAGGGUUUGUGAACUACCUGAAAGUGCGUAACAUGUCCGAAAGCAUGGCGUCUUCACUCCGAACCCGCUUCUUCCUCCUGUACUAGAGGUCGCCUCGCCAAAACAUUCCUCCCUAAUGUGAAAUUCCUUGAUGAUUUGCAACCCGUCAAAUGAACUGGACUGGAUCCCACUGAGGGGAAGAGGAAGACGAGAAAAAAGAAAACCAAUAUCUCUGCCAAAUGUUCUGAACUGAACUCAGUAAAAGCGGAAGGUUUUUCUGCACUCCGAACGAGUGAAAAUCAGCUCUUGAUAUCAUAACUUCCCAGUUAGCCUCAGCACAUACAUUUCUGGUUUAUUACUAGAUUUUGACAAGACAAAAAAAAAAAUCCCUUAAUGGUUAAUCUUUCCACACACUGCAUGCAGAGUAAUGGAUUUGUAUACUUGGGUUGGAAAAACUGCAAAAGGUCACUGGAAAUAUGCAGCCAAGACAUCCUAUGCAAUGUCUUUUACCAAACUGGGUUAGCUUAGCAGUUUUAGAUGGAUGAAACUAGAUUAGUUUAAUUCUAUUUGCUUCGUUGCAUCCAAGGCCUUGGCAAGUUUGAUUGCAUUGCAGUAUUAAUAUACCAAGUUUAGAUUAAUAUACAAGUUUAGUAACUUUAGUUAAAUGGUCAAGCUAAUGGCGAUGUAAAGUACAAUUGCACAGUUUCUCUUCUUCUUAAGUUGUGUCUCGCUUAACUUUAUAGUAAAUGAUUAAGUAACUUCAUUCAUGUGUUUCAAACUGGAAAUGGAAUUUGUACUUAUCCUAAAAUAUAUAUUUGCUUUUUGCACCUUCAGUUUUUCCCCAUUUUUUUAUGGUUCUUGGUUGUUUUAAGUUGUGACUUUGCUCAAGCUGUGACCUGCCUAGAUGACUUUAGUUACUUGAAUGCCUGAAUGCUACUGUCAUUUGUUUCUAUUCAUCACAAGCAUCUUCAGAAAUAUCGGAUAUUAAAAGAAAUGCAUGGUUAACUCGGUUACAGCAGUUUAAAUGACUAAUCCAGUAAACAAUAACAACAA
Molecule: messenger RNA, 1875 nt
Organism: Sinocyclocheilus grahami
Lineage: Eukaryota; Metazoa; Chordata; Actinopteri; Cypriniformes; Cyprinidae
Product: NEDD4 family-interacting protein 2-like
Exons: 8
Coding region: 216-929 (237 amino acids)
Biological process (GO): ubiquitin-dependent protein catabolic process; vacuolar transport; positive regulation of protein ubiquitination
Cellular component (GO): perinuclear region of cytoplasm; Golgi apparatus; endoplasmic reticulum
Molecular function (GO): WW domain binding
Source: RefSeq, a predicted model, not a curated record